Messenger RNA from Centrocercus urophasianus (Greater sage-grouse), 2815 nucleotides. It is a transcript of the gene PWWP3A, whose product is annotated as PWWP domain containing 3A, DNA repair factor. Bases 205 to 2499 code for a protein of 764 amino acids. The record is from RefSeq and is a predicted model, not a curated record. The transcript is spliced from 13 exons. NCBI's taxonomy places the organism in Eukaryota, Metazoa, Chordata, Aves, Galliformes, Phasianidae.
CGGGCGUUCGCUGCUUUCGGUGCCGGGUCCCGGUAGCGGCGGUGCCGCCGUUUGGGAGUUAAAGCGCCGCGUGGUGGCGGUUGAGAGCCGUUCGAGUGCUGCGUUACGCCGCGAAGGGCUGGAAGGAGGCGGCUGGAGCGCCCCGAGUUCUGGUCAUGCUUUAUUCCUUUUACCUCAGAGCUUCUCCUUCCCUGUGUGAAACGCAUGGCGAACCGGGGCUGCGUCCUGUGCCGCUGGAGGGGGCGGCUGUGGCCGGCGAAGGUUUUGUCAAAGCAUGGGCUUGCUGAGGAUCCCCCUAUCGCCAACGCACAGGAGGUUCUGGAGGUUGAAAUAAUCAGCCUAAAAGAGAGGGUCAGUGUGAAGCAGGAGGAUGCUGUGCCCCUGGAGGAAGCGAGCAUAGAGGACAUCGUCUCUAGCUUAAGUGAAAAGAUAAAUCCAGAUGAGGCUGUGGAAGAACUGAAAUAUCGUUGUGCUCUUAAAACUGCCUUGGAUUCCUUGGAAGAAAAUGUACCAACCAGAGAAGAGCCACCUUCGAAGGCAGGGCCAAGUACUCGCUCAUCCCAGGCCAAUGGUGCCAGGUCUCUCUCGUCUUCCCCAUUAAGCAGCUGUCAGCCACUCUCUAAGGAAGACUUGGAGUCUGAGAGCCUCAGCAGGAAAAGAAAGCAGAGAAAUAGCCCCAACCUGAGGACUGGUACAAAAAAACAAAACCUGAGGUGCUCUUUAAUUCCAGAGAAGAGUCCUGGAGCGAAUGAAAACGGAACAAAACUCUCAAAGCGUAGCACUGGGGAGCUGUGCAACACAUCAAACUCAGACAGUGAGAAUUGCACAGUGCAGGGAUCACCGCCGUUAUCAAGAGAGAAAAAAACAAAGCCCAGAUGGUUGAAAAAAUCCCUAACGAGUAAUAAAGCCUCACUGAAGCUAAAGGAGGAGAAAUGUAAGCAAGGAAGGAGAGCAAGAGGUGCAGGAUCGCCUGGGUCACUUCCAAAUGGUUCCUCCAAAGGCCGAGGGCAGCCCCCUGCUGAGGGCGCUUCUGUGUCUGCAUCCUGCAGCUCUGGCACGGCGCUGCCUGGGAGGAGCAGGGUGAGCACCAGGCAGCAGCCCAGAGCCCAGAUGUUACUGCGCUCGUCUUCCAGAAAUGCCUCUGUGUCACAGAGGAGCACUGGAAGCGAGAAUAGAAACGGAGCCAAGCAGGUAAAUGAGAGGAAAAAGGCAAGGAGUCUGAAGCAAGCGAAAGGAAAACAAGAGGUCGAGGCAGGAACGUCCUCGUCCAGGAAAAAGGAGUGCAGAAACAGCCCUGAGCCUUCAGCUGGGCUGUCUGACUGCAGGGUGCUGUCUGAUGGCGUUCUCUCUCGGCUGCAAGAGGAGGAGGAUGAGGAUGAGCCGCCUGAGGUUAUGGACAAAACAAAGGAGUUCCACCUGCCCGACUUUGAGGAAGAGGAAGGACUGGAGCCCUCUGGGCUGUCUUCUGAGAGGGCGUUCUGUGAGAAGCUGUGUCAGCUCUCAGAUCUGGUGGAGGAGGAGGAGGAGGAGGAAGAGCUUCCCAGCAUUCUGUCUCAUCAAGAACCAGAAUCAAUUGACAAAGGGAUUUUGGUGUGGUGCAAGUGGCAAAGAUACCCAUAUUGGCCAGCAGUGGUGAAGAACGUGAAGCGGAAGCACAGGAAGGCAAACGUGCUCUUCAUAGAGGGCAACACAAGCGAGAAGAACAAGAGUUUCUCAGUGUCUCUUCGGAACCUGAAGCACUUUGACUGUGAAGAAAAGCAGGACCUGAUUGACCAAGCCAAAAAAGACUAUUGCCAGGAAAUUGAGUGGUGCAUUCAGUUGAUUUCUGACUAUCGGAUCAGAGUGGGUUGCCAUUCGUUUACUGGAUCCUUCUUGGAAUACUUUGCUGAUGAUAUCAGCUACCCUGUCAGGAAGCAGUACCAGCAGAGCUCAGCCCAAAUGACCUUUCCCAACGUAGCAGAGGAAGAUCUGGAGGACUCUGCGUUAGAAACUUCCCCUCAGAAGCCCUGCAGGAAGCUGCUGCCUGACAGAACCAGGGCUGCCAGGGACAAAGCCAACAAAAAGAUCGUGGAGUUCAUCGUGAAGACCAAAGGGGCAGAGGAGCACCUGCUGGCCGUCCUGAAGUGCAGGAAGGAGUCCAGGUGGAUGAAGGAUUUCCUGAGUUCCCGGCAGUACGGAACCUGCGUGGAAACUUAUUUAGAGGAUGAGGAGCAGCUGGAGCUGGUGGUGAAUUACCUGAAGGAAGUGGCGUACCACGAAACAGACACUGCAGACCUCCGUCGGCUGCUUGGGGAUGGAGUAAAAUUUAUUUUAGAUGUCCUUUUGCCUGAAGCUAUCAUUUAUGCCAUUUCUGCUGUGGACGAUAUAGACUACAAAAAGGCAGAAGAGAAAUACAUGAAAGGACCAUCUGUGAGCAAAAGGGAGAGGGAAGAGUUUGACGAAGAAAUUCUGGAGAGGAAAAGGCUUCAGGCUGAGCUGAUGGCUGCAGGCAGCGUGUGAACGGCAGCAAACGCUUUCCCAAUUACACCCCAGCCUUGUUACAUCUCCAAAGCUGCGGCUGUGACAGUGCUGCAUUACGUUACCACCACGCACAGUUGUACCUACAGUCCUUGUUCUCACCUCUGUGCUGCUGGAAGUGCUGUGAGCUGUGUAUGCUGCUGCUCUGUGCCCUUGAUGUGGACUCGGUGGGAAAGAAGCCUCUGUUGUCCUCAGAAGAACGCAGGCUGGCGUUGCGGAGCCAAAGGCUGGGACAGGGUUGGCUCUUUUCCUUUAUCUGUCGUUAAAGGUGUGAGGAAUAAAAUUGGUUCUGAGUGAA